CUGCCCCCAAACCUUGGCAGAUAAAAACCCUACAACGGAGGCCAUCUGUGCUCCUCCACCACCCCCGGCUGCCUCAUGGCUUCUUCCUUGGCUAGUCCGGUGGAUCGCGACGGGAGGUCUGCCCUCCCCUUCCCCGCGCCGCCGACCCAUGGUUUUUCCACUAUGCUACUGAGUGUUACCGAUUCUCCACCUGUGGAGGAUUUUGUUCCGCCUUUCAGCUUGGAUCCACUGAUGAUCGGCAGCUUCAUUAUGUGGCAAUCAAUGGACAACCCAGUUGAAUUUCUCCAUCAAGAAAAUUUAAACUUCUUCCCAGUACAGCUCGGAAGAUCCAUAGAAGUUCCAUCCUCUGGUGGCAACAACAUAAAUAUGCUAAAUAAUCAUGUCCCAGCAGUCACGCACGACAAUGGGCUGAAAAUGUAUGAUAAGAAAGAGCAGCAGUGCUCACACCCAGCAAUAUUUGUUCACCUCACCGCUUUAACCAUCAACCCCAGCUCCUACAGCCUUUUGAAGAUAAAGAACCAUGUGAACAGUGUGGAGCAGAUGGCAUUUGGUCCUGAGUUGGUUGACGAAAAGGCUAUGGUGUACAAUGACCUGGACAAGAUUGCUUUGCUCUCCAUGAAUUGUGACGCGCAUAAGAAGACCAUGCACAACUACCAUGACCAUAUCUUGAUGAACUACGACCUUUUGAAGCUGCAGUUUGUUCCUGGCCUACCUUCCAUUCCACUUUGUUCCAAAUUUUUGGCCGAGCCCUUUCAUGGAAUAGAGUCACUCAAUGCCUGUUUCAGUUGUUACGCUGGAGAGCAUGAUGUGAACACUUGGGUACUACCUAUAGAGCGACCACUGGGGCCGGGUGCCAACAGCUCCACAGGUUUUGCGGCAACAUUUCUUUGGUUGGAUUCAGGGUGUACCCAUCACGUGGUUUGUGAUUACAGACUUCUUGUUAACUGCCGUGCACCACCUGCUGGGAAGAAUGUUAGAAUUGCUGAUGGGUCCUUGAUGCCUGUGCGCGCUGUUGGUACAAUAAACAUCCCAGGAUUUUGUAUUCCAGAGGUGUACUUCGUCCCAGGUGCUGCAUUGAACCUUAUCUCUCCUGGACAGCUCGCAGUCGACCACAAGAUAAAUUCUGCUCUCGAUGCCGUUAGCUGUAUAUUGUGGACUGGACAACGCAUUGAUCUUGUUGGUGAAGGCAUCAGGGAUGAACGUCAUGGACUUUACAGGCUGACCUUCCUUGUUGUCCCAUAGAAUGCAACUGUACGUAAAAAAUGCAAACUGUGAAUAGGAGGGCUUCUGCGCGCUCGGUCUGUUUGUAGCCAAACCGGGAGGUACUUCUUAUACCGAUACCGAUUGUUUGUCAUAAACUGGUAGGUCCUCGUAUACUAAAUAAGUAGAAGUUUUUCCGUGUGCGGAAUGAUAUGAGAUCUGCAUGGUGGUUGUGUUAUAUUUCCCCUUUUGGGUGUAGUCAUUUUUGUAAUGUGAAUGUCAAUCACGAUCGAUUAGGUGCAUGUUGUACGAUUUUCUCA
Molecule: messenger RNA, 1520 nt
Organism: Phragmites australis (common reed)
Lineage: Eukaryota; Viridiplantae; Streptophyta; Magnoliopsida; Poales; Poaceae
Exons: 5
Coding region: 76-1242 (388 amino acids)
Source: RefSeq, a predicted model, not a curated record